AUGGAAUUUCCUUAUAAGAAGCGACAGAGGAUACCGGCAUCAUGCUCAGUUUGUAGAAAGCGGAAAUCAAAGUGUGAUAGAGUGAAACCAAUUUGUGGAUCAUGUAAAAAGAAAUCGAUUGCUCACCUUUGCUUCUAUGAGUCAGAUAAGGCUGAAGUGAGCCCUACUGAUAGUAACAUUAUGAAUUAUGGGGGGAUUACCGGACCUAUAAAAGCAAAUUCCCCGGGUGAGCCAACACAAGUUGGGUACCCAUUUCCUGGUAACAACAUACAAAAUCCACUACAAUAUGGAUCCAAUACCAAACCAAAUAGUGAAGGAUUUAUCCCAGCAAUGCAGUCGUAUGGUGCUUCUGGUAAUGCGCCUAAUGCACCGGAUCGAAUGUAUGCUGUGGGACCUGCUCCUUCUUUGAACCAUCAGCAACUAACUAAUCCGCAUCAAAAACUCCAAAAUCAGUCUAAUACACAUGGUCAGCUCCAGGUGCGGCAGUCUGUUCAUCAACAGCAUCAUUCCCUACAGGGAUCGCAAGCAUUCACUCAGAACCACGCUAGUCCUAUUCAUCAAGGAAUAUUACCACAACAGCAACAGCAACAGCAACAGCAACAGCAACAGCAACAGCAACAACAACAACAACAGCAACAGCAACAACAACAACAACCAAUAGCACCUCAGCUACAACAACAACAGCAGGCUCAGUCGCAACAACCACAACAACCAUCUCUGCGACAGUUUCCUAGGCCAAAUCUGAUGGAUCGCCCAAUGCCAAAUUUUAAUGUACCUAAUCAGCUCUUUCAAAAUAAUGGAGGACCACCCUCGUUACCCUUCCAUAGUGGCAAUUUUAGUACACCUAACAGUGCUACUAGUUGUAGACCCAGUCUGGAUGAAAGUCUAGUUUCAAUUUCUAUUGGCCCUAAUUCAACAUUACAAAUUAACCCAAAUGAUAGAAUUGAUGUAUUUUCUAAUGCUAGUUUUUCUUUUCUGGUUGAAGGAUCUCUCUUACAGCAACAAGGUCCAUUAUCUUAUAUUGGGUUGACCAAGAGUGAUCCGUUUUUGAAAUUUAUAAGAAACUAUGCCAUUACACUAUUUAAGUCCGGCAGCAUGUCGCAAUUUAUAGAGUCCAAGUCAAUGAAGCGUCAAAAGAGAAAAGUCCGUAAUCCAAAGUCAUCUACUACUAAGAAGAAUGAUGGAGUUAAAGCAAAAGUUGAUACCCCUACUUCGAUUAAUUCGGACUCACUACAAGAUAAUCCAAGACCUACAAAGAACGAUGGUCUUCAAUCUAAUAAACCGGAAAGUGCCAACAAAAGCUAUGCUAAUGAAACUAAAGACAAUACUACAGAAACCGAGGACAAUGCUACAGAAAAAAAUAAAGAUGUACAAGAUUCGGAAGAAAAUGAAGAGGAAGAAGGUGAUGAAGAAGGUGCCGACGAGUCGGACGUGGUGGUUGAAGACGGGCUUAUAGUCACUAAAAUUAAAGUGAGAGAUACAAGCUCAAAUAACUCAGACGAUGAAUCGAAGCGACCCAGGAAACUUCGCAUAUUACCUGGAUUGAAAUCGUUAUAUCAAGGUAGUAAGGCAAAACAAGAGUAUUUUGAGCUAACUGGUGAAGCUAUACUUGGGAUAUUACCAAAAAAAAAGAAUAUGUUUAUGCUUUUCUGCAGAUUUUUUAAGUAUGUCUACCCAUUUAUUCCGAUUGUUGAUGAACAUUCUUUAAUUUUUGAUAUAAAUCAUGUCUUGCCUGAAAAGUUCCCCACAUUGAGAGCCGAUGAACGCUAUGAAAAAUUUGAAAUAAAGGGCCAGAACGAUUUUGUUAUUUUUGGAGUUGCAUUAUUAGUUAUCAGAUUGGGAUAUAUGAGUUUGAUUCAUAACGAUGAAACAAAUAAUGGGUUAAAUGAGGAUGAAAAAAGUAUGAUUGAAGAUAUGCAGAGAAUAAGCCCUAAAGAAUAUAUUGAUGUUGUCAAUCUUUGUAUUCCAGAAGAACAAACUUCUCAAAAGAGUUCGUUUAAGAUAAUACAAUGUUUGACUCUUUUGUAUUUCUAUAGACUGGUGACUCCAGACGAUUGUCUCGGACUUGGUGGGACAGACUCUCAAAUUCUUUUUGGAACUAUCAUGAAACAUGCCUUUGCGAUUGGUCUUAAUAGAGACCCCACUAAAUAUGUUGCCCAUGAAAAUAUUAACAACAAUGCACUGUUAACUAAAUCUUGGAGGGCUCUAUGGCAUUACCUAGUGUCUCUUGAUGCAAUGAAUGCUAUCCAUUCAGGAACUGUUUUGAAUGUGCACAAUUUAGAUAUAAGUGAUGUUCAAUAUCCUAAUUUCGAUAGUAAAACUGGGAAAGUAAAAGACACUUUAUUCAAUAUUAAACUCAUCUGCGAGUCAUAUAGAAGCCUCAGCAACUUGAUAUCAAAUGUACAAGUCAAACCUAAGGUUAUCGAUAUUUUGGGAGAAACAAAUAAAUUAGAAAAGCUAUUCUUCAAUUUUUUUGGGAAGGAUUUUUUUAAAGAUUAUAUCUGUCAAACAGCUAAACCUUCGGUCAACUUACAAUCACCGAUAGACAAUAGCAUUUCUAGCUUAGAACACGAAGAAGCUUUCUUAAAGGUUAUAAAGUAUAUUACGUUUAUUCAAUUAAGAACUAAUUUAUCUUGCAUGUACUAUAAGAUUGCUAUGUUUUAUGAAAAUGAACACACAAAGUCAAGCACUUCGCCAAUCGGUGCAGGGUUGGAAUUAUUCAAGAUUUACAUUAAGAGUGUCGUUCAAUUGAACUAUAUCAUGUCUUACGUUGUUGAUAAUUCUGUGACUGUUUUUGGACGUAAUUUUGAUUAUAUUGUGACAGCCAAUAAUGAGAAUUGUAUGAUUAGAACUCAUGCGUUUUUGACGUCGUAUUUCGUAAGAUUAAUGCAUCAUAAAAAGGUUUUGACAACUAGACUCAAGACCGAGGGAUACAACAUAGAUAUUAGUUUGAAAUUAGAGGUCACUGAUACAUUGUUCAAAAUGGUUCUUGUUGAGGCUGAGUUAUACGUUGGCAAUUUCAGAAAGCUAAGCAAAAACUACAUUAAUUCUUACAGACUUUAUGUCAUGACAUACUUUGUUUUAAAACAAUGUAUGGAAAAUCCGGACGUUUUUUUCGAAAGAUCUAUGAAACAUGCGCAAUUUUAUCAUGAUGGUACGAAUAUGAUAGAAUUCUGCUCGACCGCUGAGCUACAACAUUUAUGUAAGUUAUGUGAGGAGUUUAAACUUGCAAAAGACGAGCAGGAGAAAAUUCUUAAACGCAGAGAUUCUUCAUUUAGUCCAGAUUCUCUUAGAACUUAUCCAACUCCUAUGAAUUAUAUGAGUCAGACGAAGAGCCUUGAUUCAGAUUAUAGUGAUUUGACGCACAGUACCCAAAACCCUUCCUCAACAGUUCAAUCAUCUCCGGUGGACACUGGUACUUCAGCAAUAGGCAUGAUGAAUGCAAUUCCUGGGUUUGAUAAUCCGAAUAUGCAAAAUGAAGAUCUCAUGAAAUUAUUCGAAAUUUAUGCAGAUGUAGAUCAAAUCUAG
Messenger RNA from Debaryomyces fabryi, 3528 nucleotides. RefSeq names its product Zcf13p (gene ZCF13). The record is from RefSeq and is a predicted model, not a curated record. Gene Ontology annotation, biological process: regulation of transcription by RNA polymerase II; DNA-templated transcription. Gene Ontology annotation, molecular function: DNA-binding transcription activator activity, RNA polymerase II-specific; zinc ion binding; RNA polymerase II cis-regulatory region sequence-specific DNA binding. NCBI's taxonomy places the organism in Eukaryota, Fungi, Ascomycota, Pichiomycetes, Serinales, Debaryomycetaceae. The transcript has a single exon. Gene Ontology annotation, cellular component: nucleus. Bases 1 to 3528 code for a protein of 1175 amino acids.